UGUCACUCAGCAAAGGGAGCUUUUACAGAAACUGAACGUUAGCAAAUCAAAAGCACCCCGAACAACGAAUACCACACCAUUUUGGGCGGCUCAGUCUAACAGAAUAUCUACACCGACAUGUCACGCUGUGAAUUAUUAUGAGCUGUAUAACACAUCAGGCACCAAUAAUGUUACUCUGUAUCUAACUUCUAACAAAAUUUCUAGUGGUAGACUGGGAAACCAAAUGUUUAUGUACGCGUCGUUACUUGGUCUCAGUCGGGCACAGGGGAGACAAAUGUUCAUCAAGCCUGGGACAAUUUUACAGAAGACUUUCAAGAUAUCAUACGUAAAUGUAACUGAAAGCAUUAAAGAGUGGCUGGUGGUAGAGCAAGAAUAUUUAUUCGAUGAGAAACUGAUGUAUCUUCCUUCGCAAAAUGUGAAAAUCAACGGUUACUUGCAAUCCUUCUUUUAUUUCAUUGCUGUAACGGAUAAAGUCAGACAAGAGUUUACUUUCCAUGAUUCUAUCGCCAAUGCUGCUGCCAACAUUCUUCGCCACGUUUAUGUGAAACACAACUCAUCGUUGAUUGUAGGGGUUCAUGUACGACGGGGUGACUUUCUAACUGAAAAGCAUAAGAAAAAAGGCUAUGGAGUUGCGGAAAAAUCAUAUUUCAUAAAAGCGUUUAACCUGAUAACAGCAAAAUUUCCAGGGAGAGAUCCUGUUUUUCUCGUGGCCAGCGAUGAUCUAAACUGGUGUACUGAAAACUUGUUAGGAAAUGACGUUUCUAUAAUGCCGCCUGCGUCAGCAGCUGUUCAUUUAGCUGUUUUAUCCAGCUGUGAUCACGUGAUAAUAUCCGGCGGUACUUUUGGGUGGUGGAGUGGAUGGCUGGCUAAUGGAUACGUUAUAUACUACACUGGUCAUCUGAAAGAGGGAACCGAUUUAGGAAACUUUGUUAGUAAAUAUCAUUACUACCCUCGCACUUGGAUAGGGCUGGGUAAUUAA
Candidula unifasciata is the source of this 979-nucleotide messenger RNA. Lineage: Eukaryota; Metazoa; Mollusca; Gastropoda; Stylommatophora; Geomitridae. The record is from the annotation of a GenBank genome assembly.